This is a messenger RNA of Rosa chinensis, 4002 nucleotides long. Its product is annotated as TMV resistance protein N-like. The transcript has 5 exons. Gene Ontology annotation, biological process: signal transduction; defense response. Bases 138 to 3569 code for a protein of 1143 amino acids. Gene Ontology annotation, molecular function: ADP binding. The record is from RefSeq and is a predicted model, not a curated record. NCBI's taxonomy places the organism in Eukaryota, Viridiplantae, Streptophyta, Magnoliopsida, Rosales, Rosaceae.
UUUCUACACCAACAGUGCACUUCCCUCUCUCUAUUAUUUCCAUGACUUGAAACCCCUUUCUCUCGAUGGUGUACAAUUUGUUUUCCAGUGAUUGUGCGUUUGGAGAAGAACUCUGAUCACCACUCACACACUUUCCAAUGGCGUUGAGCACCCAAGUUAUAGCCUCAUCGGGUUCAGCCUUCCCGUGGAAAUACGACGUGUUUUUGAGCUUCCGAGGUGAAGACACACGCAAGGGCUUCACAUGCUACUUAUACCACGAGUUGCAGCGGCGAGGAAUCAGGACUUUCAGGGACGAUCCACAACUUGAAAGAGGCACAGCCAUCUCUCCGGAGCUCCUCACAGCAAUCGAGCAAUCGUGGUUUGCGAUCGUUGUUCUUUCGCCAAACUAUGCUUCUUCUACAUGGUGCUUGCUUGAACUGUCUAAGAUUCUUGAAUGCAUGGAGGAGAGGGGGACAAUUCUGCCAAUCUUUUAUGAGGUGGAUCCCUCUCAUGUGAGACAUCAAAGGGGCAGCUUUGCUGAAGCAUUUCAAGAACAUCAAGAGAAGUUUGGGAAAGGUAAUAAUGAGGUGGAAGGGUGGAGAGAUGCUUUAACCAAGGUGGCCAGUCUCGCUGGAUGGACUUCAGAGAAAUAUAGGUAUGAAACUGAGCUUAUCAGCGAGAUUGUGCAAGCACUGUGGAGCAAAUUGCAUCCUAGUCUCUCUGUAUUUGGUUCCUCAGAGAAGUUAUUUGGAAUGGAUUCUAAGCUGGAGGAGAUAGAUGUUCUUUUAGAUAAAGAAGCAAAUGAAGUUCGCUUUAUAGGGAUAUGGGGGAUGGGUGGUAUCGGUAAAACAACCCUUGCCAGACUAGUUUACCAGAAAAUCUCUCAUCAAUUUGAAGUUUGCAUCUUUCUUGAUAAUGUCAGAGAGGUUUCCAAAACAACCCAUGGUCUAGUUGAUCUACAAAAAAAAAUUCUUUCCCAAAUCUUUAAGGAAGAAAAUGUUCAAGUAUUGGAUGUUUAUAGUGGAAUAACUAUGAUAAAGAGAUGUGUUUGUAAUAAAGCGGUUCUCCUAGUUCUUGAUGAUGUGGAUCAAUCAGAGCAACUGGAAAACUUGGUGGGAGGAAAAGACUGCUUUGGUUUGAGGAGUAGAAUCAUCAUUACAACUAGAGAUCGGCAUGUACUAGUCACACAUGGUGUAGAUCAAAAACCAUAUGAGUUGAAGGGACUAAACGAAGAUGAAGCUCUUCAGCUGUUUUGUUGGAAAGCCUUUAGGAACUGUAAGCCUGAAGAAUAUUAUGCAGAACCGUGUAAGAGUUUUGUUACGUAUGCAGCAGGUCUUCCGUUAGCACUUAAAAUUUUGGGGUCUUUCUUGAACGGAAGAACUCCAGGUGAAUGGAAUUCUGCAUUGGCAAAACUACAACAAACUCCCUACAGAACAGUUUUUGAAAUAUUGAAGAUAAGUUUUGAUGGACUUGAUGAGACGGAGAAGAAAAUUUUUCUGGACAUUGCUUGUUUCCGCAGGCUGUAUCGCAACGAGUUUAUGAUUGAACUAGUAGACAGUUCUGACCCUUGCAAUUGUAUUACAAGAAGUGUUCUUGCUGAGAAAUCUCUCUUAACUAUUUCAUCAGACAACCAGGUAGAUGUGCAUGACUUGAUACACGAAAUGGGAUGUGAAAUUGUUCGGCAAGAGAAUGAAGAGCCUGGUGGACGCAGUCGGUUGUGCCUUCGCGACGACAUUUUUCAUGUAUUCACAAAGAAUACGGGAACAGAAGCCAUUGAAGGCAUAUUGUUACACUUGGAUAAAUUAGAAGAAGCAGAUUGGAAUCUUGAAACCUUCUCUAAAAUGUGUAAAUUGAAGCUGCUCUACAUUCAUAAUUUGAGGCUUUCUGUUGGCCCAAAAUUUCUUCCUAAUGCCUUGAGAUUUCUGAGUUGGAGUUGGUAUCCUUCAAAAUCUCUCCCACCAUGUUUUCAACCGGAUGAACUUACUGAACUCAGUUUGGUUCAUAGCAAUAUUGAUCACCUCUGGAAUGGAAUAAAAUACUUGGUCAAUUUGAAAUCCAUCGAUCUUAGUUACUCCAUAAACUUGAGAAGGACACCAGAUUUCACAGGUAUUCCAAAUCUUGAGAAGUUGGUUCUUGAAGGUUGUACCAAUUUAGUUAAGAUUCAUCCAUCCAUUGCAUUGCUGAAGAGACUCAAAAUUUGGAAUUUUAGAAACUGCAAAAGUAUUAAGAGUCUACCAAGUGAAGUAAAUAUGGAGUUUCUGGAAACAUUUGAUGUAUCUGGCUGCUCAAAACUGAAAAAGAUUCCAGAAUUUGAGGGGCAAACGAACAGAUUAUCAAACCUUUCUUUAGGUGGGACUGCUGUUGAGAAACUGCCUUCAUCAAUUGAGCACUUGAGUGAGAGUUUGGUGGAGCUUGAUUUGAGUGGAAUUGUUAUAAGAGAGCAGCCAUACUCCCUUUUUCUUAAGCAGAAUCUCAUAGUAUCAUCUUUUGGCUUAUUUCCGAGAAAGAGUCCUCACCCUUUGAUUCCUCUGUUAGCUUCCUUGAAGCAUUUCUCUUGUUUGAGGACAUUAAAGCUGAAUGACUGUAAUCUUUGUGAAGGAGAAAUUCCCAAUGAUAUUGGUUCUCUGUCCUCCUUAAGGAGGUUGGAACUCGGAGGAAACAAUUUUGUUAGCCUUCCUGCAAGCAUUUAUUUGCUUUCUAAGCUAACAAAUUUUAACGUGGACAACUGCAAAAGGCUUCAACAAUUGCCAGAACUUUCGGCAAAGGACGUCUUACCUAGAUCCGACAACUGUACUUACUUACAAUUGUUUCCAGAUCCGCCAGAUUUGUGCAGAAUAACAACCAAUUUUUGGCUCAAUUGCGUCAAUUGCCUGAGUAUGGUCGGUAAUCAAGAUGCUAGUUAUUUUUUAUAUUCAGUGCUAAAGCGGUGGAUUGAGGUACUCUCUCGUUGUGAUAUGAUGGUUCAUAUGCAGGAAACCCAUCGCCGCCCUUUGAAGUCUCUCGAGCUUGUAAUUCCUGGAAGUGAAAUUCCAGAGUGGUUCAAUAAUCAAAGUGUGGGAGACAGGGUAACUGAGAAGUUACCUUCGGAUGAAUGUAAUAGCAAGUGCAUUGGGUUUGCUGUGUGUGCUCUAAUUGUACCUCCAGACAAUCCGUCUGCCGUUCCUGAAGACCCCCAUAUAGAUCCUGAUACCUGUAGAAUUUGGGGUCGUUGGAACAAUUAUGGUAUUGGUUUACAUGGUGUUGGUGUCUCUGUAAAACAAUUUGUUUCAGAUCACCUUUGCUUACUUGUUUUGCUAAGCCCUUUCCGGAAACCUGAGAACUGUCUGGAGGUUAAUUUUGUCUUCGAAAUCACUCGAGCUGUAGGAUACAACGUAUGCAUGAAGGUGAAGAAAUGUGGUGUCCGGGCACUGUACGAGCACGACACGGAAGAGCUGAUCAGUAAAAUGAACCAAUCCAAGAGCAGCAGCAUUUCUCUCUACGAGGAGGGUAUGGAUGAACAAGAAGGUGUCAUGGUUAAGGCAAAACAAGAGGCAGCGACAAGCGGAAGUGGUGGCUCUGACGACGAAUAUUACUCUGCAGCAGAAGAAUGAAACAAUUUUAGAAGACACUGUCUUGCUCUGUCCAGUGCCUUGAAGCAAAACUGAAGGGCCAACAAUACGGGAGCCUGUGAACAGUAACACCCCAAGUGAUUUGACCAUUUUGCCUCUUGGUCUGUUCUUUGACUGUUUUGUCCCUGGAUGAUUAUGGGAGAGGUGAUUCGGUUUUGCUGUGAGGAGGAAGAAGAGAUCAAGUAAUUGAUUGUAGGUUGCUGAUAAGCUGCUUCAUCAAGCUACUAGCAAUUUUCAUGCAGAGCUAACGUUUAUGAACUUAAGCUCCUGAUCACAUCAGUUUACUGUAGAAAACUACCUUCCAAAAGCCUUACUUGAAAUCAAGAGCGUUGAUGUGUUUUAAUUAUAAUUGUGAGUACCCUUGCUUCUGUGUAUCUCCACUCUGUGCAAACUUUAAUUAUUAUUCAAAUUGCAU